This is a messenger RNA of Drosophila elegans, 1182 nucleotides long. Its product is annotated as protein suppressor of variegation 3-7. Lineage: Eukaryota; Metazoa; Arthropoda; Insecta; Diptera; Drosophilidae. The transcript has 2 exons. The record is from RefSeq and is a predicted model, not a curated record. Gene Ontology annotation, molecular function: DNA binding. Bases 69 to 1040 code for a protein of 323 amino acids.
UUAAACAGCUGAUCGAAAAAAUAACUAAAAUCAAAAGUAAACAAUUUGGAAACACGGACGCUAAAGCCAUGAGCUUCUCGGAAAAUACAUCCGAUUCAGACUGGAAGGCGGCCAGGGUGAAAGUGGCGCGGACCAUCAAGGAAUCCUCGAAACAAACCAAGGAGCAGAGAUCCAAGUCGCCCAGGACCUUUAAGCCCAAAUACAAUCAGAAAUUCUGCGAAAAGUGGCUGAAGAUCUUCGACCCAUGGCUGCGACGAGCUGCCGAGGAUCCCAACAAGCCCUUCUGUCGCGCCUGCCACUGCACCAUGGACUGCAACCGGUGCCACCUGGUGCGGCACGAGCGGACCACCAAGCACAAGCGCAAUCUGGAGGCACUGCUCACCAAGGGCGAGGGGGCGGCGCUCCAGGAGUUCCGGAUUCGCCAGGAGCGUAGCAAGUAUUACCAUCAGCGGAAGUUGGCCAUGCGGCAGGAUGAGGAUGAGCAGGCGGCGGAACAGCAGGACUUGAAUACACCCACAGGGACUACUGCAGAUCCUGUCCCCAUGGUGGAGCUUCCAGAUCCGAAUUUCUGCACCCCCACCAUGGAAAAAGUGGCAAUGCCCAAACAAGAGCUGCUCUCGGAAACGGAAGUCAACACUAAGGCUUCGGAAUCAACAGCCAACCCGCCCAGAUGCAGUGGCUCCUCCAACCAGGAGGGCCUCAAGUUACUCAUGCAGAUCCACCAGGACAAGAACGAGUUGAUGGACUCCUUUCGCGAGCUGAUGGGCAGCCAGACACAGAACCACACUCAGCCGCCCAAGGAGAAGAACCAUGUGGAUCUGUUCUUCGAGAGCGUUAGUUCCAGUGUGAAGGCGUUGUCCCCAAAGCUGGUGGCAGAGGCCAAGAUGCGGGUGUCUCAGCUGAUCUGCGAACUGGAGCUGCGCAGCCUCAACGAGGACAGCUCCAAGGAAGCAGGCGCAAAUGGCUUGCAUAUACUCCGACCAUCAAGACAUGAUGGUCAAACGAUGACCCAGCCACCUGGUUUCGGCGGCAUCAUUUGAGGUUCAACGGAUAGAUGCAAUAAUUAGGUCUUUAUUUGCUAUUUCUGUUGUUAAAUAACUAAUUAAAUAGGCCGUACUUUUACCAAGUGUAUAAAAACUUCUGUUAAGAUGUUGAAAUAUUAAAUAAAUAUUUGAAUUUGUA